AUGAUAGCCAACAAAGAUUCUCUUACCAAAGCCGCCAACGACACAGGCUUACAUGAGCCUGUGAGGUUCAAAUGGCGUGUCACUGGCUACUUUACCCCCGACCUCCUCGAUCACCACGUCGACAGACUGGCCCGGGCUACCCAAAAGCGGCUGAAGACCUGCCACUGGCCAGCCAAAGAGUUCCAAUAUGGAGCUGUCACGGUCGAGCCCAUGGCCCUGUGCUCCCGUGAGGAACGCAAGAAGGCUUCUUUGGACAAGCACGGGAGAGCGUACCUUGCCAUGACGGUCCAGAUAACCGUUCAUCUCAAACGCGGACGCAUCUUUGUUCCACAGAAUGUGCUCGAUCUGCACCAGACGCUCGUUGAUUGUCUGUUUCCCAUACAUGGUGACAAAGCCCAAAUUUCUACGGACUCUGGCUUUAGCACUCAUCUUCCCAUUGGCGGGUUCGAGCAGACGAGACAUAUCUUUAGUGUCGUCCGACUUUGCUGCACUGAUGAAAAUACCAAGCUGCUGGGAAGAAAGUCCCCGCUAUGGACGUUUUCGUCCCACCCAGAGAUUGAAGAGCGUUUUCCCGCCCUCCCGAUCAAUCAUUUCAUCCACAGCGUCCUUCUGUCAUUCACGGACAGCCCUAGAGAGUCCGACAAAAGGCUCUCAAUCGUGCCAAAGCAUCCAAAUGCCGUUCAAGCAGUCUUGCACGAUCAAAUCGACAACUAUCUCGAGUCGUAUGAGGUCUUUAAGCGAACUAUCGCUGCGGCACCCAAGCAGAGCACCUCACCAAAGGUCAUCAAGAACGUCGUCACCACUGCCGAGAUCAUGUUUUCUUCGUUGACCAGACUCGUCAACACCAUCGAGCAACAUGUCGGCAAGAGCGUCCAGUGCAAGAGCCGCUUUUGUGUCAAGCGGUGGAUCAAGAACUACUUCGGACCAGAGCCGCCUACCAUCUGCCUCGACAGCACAGGCUUUGACGUUGAGCUUUGCAAGCGCACGCUUCGCUCCAGACUCAAUGGCUACAAAACGGUUGUGGUCAGCAUGAUCGGUGCCGUCCGUCUUCUGAAUCUGGAGACACAGGAAAAGUUUAGGAACGUGAUUAACUCCGCGGCCAACACACCCGAUAAGGCCGACCUCUUGAGAACAUACCAGUACAUUUGGACUGGGUUGCCAAAUUUCACCAGCGAGAACCUGUCAAAGACGAUCGACUCGUUCACGACGCAGUGUGAGGAGUCACAUCGCGGGCUUAUGGAGCAGCUCAACCUCCUCGGCAUUCAGCUUGGAAGGGCGUCCGGCCCUGCUAAUCCAGCGGACAUUUGGUGGGACGACAUCAAGGAAAAGUGUUUGGACUCGGAUUAUCUGUACUAG
Molecule: messenger RNA, 1356 nt
Organism: Sordaria macrospora k-hell
Lineage: Eukaryota; Fungi; Ascomycota; Sordariomycetes; Sordariales; Sordariaceae
Source: RefSeq, a predicted model, not a curated record